Messenger RNA from Aureococcus anophagefferens, 2001 nucleotides. RefSeq lists its product as hypothetical. Gene Ontology annotation, molecular function: ATP-dependent protein folding chaperone; heat shock protein binding; ATP binding. The transcript has 2 exons. Gene Ontology annotation, cellular component: cytoplasm. Bases 1 to 2001 code for a protein of 666 amino acids. The record is from RefSeq and is a predicted model, not a curated record. NCBI's taxonomy places the organism in Eukaryota, Pelagophyceae, Pelagomonadales, Pelagomonadaceae. Gene Ontology annotation, biological process: cellular response to unfolded protein; protein refolding.
AUGAGCUCGAGCGAGAUGAAGGACACGUCGAUGACGACGAGCUGCGUCGGCGCCUACAGCGCGGACAAGGGCCGCGUCGAGAUCCUCGCCAACGCCGAGGGCCACCGGACGACGCCCAGCUACGUCGCGUUCGCGUCCGGCGGCGAGCGCCUCGUCGGCGACGCGGCGAAAGCCCAGGCGUCGCGCAACGCGACGGGCACGAUCUACGACGCGAAGCGUUUGAUCGGUCGCCGCGCCGGCGACGCGUCCGUGAAAGCCGACGAGAAGCGCUGGCCCUUCGCGGUCGCCGCCGGAAAAGACGGCAAAGCGAUGGUCAAGGCCGUCGGCCCCGACGGCGACGCGCAGACGCUCCACCCCGAGGAGAUCUCCGCCGCCGUGCUCUCGAAGCUCAAGAAGGACGCCGAGGCGGCGCUGGGGAAGGCGGUGACGAAGGCCGUGAUCACGGUCCCCGCGUACUUCAACGACGCGCAGCGGCAGGCGACCAAGGACGCGGGCGCGAUCGCGGGCCUCGAGGUGCUGCGCAUCAUCAACGAGCCCACGGCGGCGGCCCUGGCCUACGGCCUGGGCGGCAAGGACAGCGCGGGCGCCGACGCCGACGCGAAGAACGCCGCGAAGCCCGUCAAGGUCCUGGUCUACGAUCUGGGCGGCGGCACGUUCGACGUCACGCUGCUGGAGAUGGAGGCCGGCGUGCUCGAGGUGAAGGCGACGGCGGGGGACACGCACCUCGGCGGCGAGGACUUCACGAACGCGUUGGCGGACCACGCGGCGGCGGCCUUCGCCGCGGCGAAGCCCGGGCUCUUCUCCGGCAAGUCCGGCGCCGCGGACGCGUCGUGGCUCGACGCCAAGGCGCGGCGGCGGCUCUACCUCGCCUGCGACACGGCGAAGAAGGCCUUGAGCGCGUCGUCGAAGACGGCCAUCGAGGUCGACGCGCUCUACAAGGGCGAGGACUUCGGGCCGCUCGACGUGUCCCGCGCGACGUUCGAGAGGCUCAACGACGCGGCCUUCGACCGGUCCAUCCGGUCCGUCGCGCGCGUGCUCAAGGACGCCAAGGUCGAGGCGUCCGACGUCGACGAGAUCGUGCUCGUCGGCGGCAGCACGCGCGUGCCCAAGGUCCGGGAGAAGCUCCUGGCGUUCUUCGAGGCCAAGGGCAACAGCCGGCGCACGCUCAACUGCAGCCUCAACCCCGACGAGGCCGUGGCCUACGGCGCGGCGGUCCACGCGGCCGUGCUCGCGGGCGCCGACGCCGACGGCAACCUGGGGGACCUCGUGCUCCUCGACGUCGCGCCGCUGAGCCUCGGCAUCGAGACCGCGGGCGGCGUCAUGGCGCGAUUGAUCGAGCGGAACACGACGAUCCCGGCGAAGCAGUCCCAGACCUUCACGACGCACGCGGACAACCAGCCGGGCGUCGACAUCAAGGUCUACGAGGGCGAGCGCGCGCUCACGCGGGACAACCGGCUCCUCGGCGACUUCUCGCUCGGGGGCAUCGCGCCCGCGCCGCGCGGCGCGCCGCGCAUCACCGUGACCUUCGACGUCGACGCCAACGGCAUCCUCAGCGUCUCCGCCGACGACCAGGCGAGCGGGCGGAGCCAGAAGAUCACGAUCACCGCGGACAAGAAGGGCGGCAAGCUGAGUCGGGCCGACGUCGAGCGCAUGGUCGCGGACGCGGAGGCCCACGCGGCCGACGACUCCGCGGCGCUGGACCGGGCCCACGCGCGCAACGACUUCGAGGCGGCCUGCUACGCCGCGCGGUCCACGCUCGCCAAGGCCGACGCGGUCGACGAGUCCGACAAGACCGCCGUCGAGCGCGAGGUGUCCGCGGCGCUCGCGUGGCUCGAGGCCGAGGCCGGCGCCGACGGCGACGCGGUCCGCGCGCGCCGGGCCGACUUCGACGCCAUCGUCCACCCCGUCGUCGCGAAGAUCUACGAGAGCCAACAGCCCGACGAGCCGCCGCCGGACGCCGCCGGCGACGACGACCAGUUCUUCGACGGCGACCGCAAGUAA